AUGUCCCGAUUCUUUGCGGCUGGUUACACUUCAGACACCUCGUCGGAGGAGGAGGACCUUUUGUCAGGAUCCGAGGAAGAGUUGAUGUCUUCUUCUGAGGAGGAAUUCUCCACCGACUCUGAAUUUGACAACGAUUCGGACGAACUGAGCUCGGAGGAUGAAGACUACAGUGGUGCCGGUCCCUCUUACUUUUUGAAGAAAGAUUUCUUGAAAGGUUCUGGUGGUGACAGCGAUCUGGACUCUGACAAUGAGGGAAGAAAGGUUGUCAAGUCAGGUAAAGAGAAAUUACUAGACGAUAUGAGAGAGCUGGUAGAUCUGAUUUACAACUCAAGAAACUUGGAAAACUGGAGCGCUGUCUUAAACGAAUUCGACAGGUUAGGCAGAUUAUUGAUCAAGGCCAACCAGCAGAACAUGCAAAAUCCAAACUUUUACUACAAAAUGUUAGGAGAGUUGGAGCAGUCAUUGCUCUCAGAGGCAGCCAACCAAGAGAAGAAGAAGCUUCCCACUGACCAGAACAGAUCUUACAACACCAUGAAGCAAAGAGUCAAGAAGGCCGUCAAGGAGUACCAGGUGUAUUUGGACUACUACAAGGAAAACCCUACAGCAUUUGACACAGAGGAGCCUCUCAAUAUUGCCUCCACCUUAACCAGCAAUGACACUGGUGUUGGUGGUGCAGUUGUCGGCUCGAUUUCCGGUACCACCAGAUCAUUGAGCCCCGUGUUCCACCAAUUGAAGCAAAUCUCUGAGUCAAGAGGUAAGAAGAAUAUCGAUAAAGUGGAGCAAGUCACUAUUUUAGAAAAGUUAUUACAGGACGCCUUGUCGCUGGACAAGCUCUUUGAGAUCAUCUCUGUCUACCAGAUGUUGCUCUCGGUGAGAUUUGACGCUUCUUCAAAUCAGUCUUAUAUGCCAAUUGAAGCCUGGAAACAGAAUGAGAAAGAUUUCUUGGACUUCUUGCAUCUCUUGGAGAAGCACUCCAACGAGUACUGUGUUUCUGAGUCUGGUGUUGCCACCGAUGAUAUCGAUAUUGAGCCUCCUGCCAACGAAAAGGGUGUCAAGGUGAUCUUGGGCUCAGUUGCUGCUAUUGUCGAAAGGUUGGACGACGAAUUCACCAAGUCCUUGCAGAACACCGACCCUCACUCCACUGAGUAUGUUGAUAGAUUGAAGGAUGAGCCUGGUCUCUACCUGUUGAUUAUCAGAGCUCAAGUCUACGUCGAGGCCACUACCAGCAUCUCUGAUCAUUUGGCAAGAAUCGCUCUCCGUAGGUUGGACCACAUUUACUACAAGCCAGACCAGCUCAUCGAACAGAACGAGAAGGUUGCAUGGGAGAGCACCUGGGAAGGAGCUGGUGUGGAGAACUCUUUACUUUACACCAAGGGCAAGUCUCCAUCGGAGGUGAUGACUUCGUUAACAGAUUUCUUGAGCAAACAAGAAAGCAAGAUCUACAACAAACAGGCAAUCUUGUGCAAGACAUACUACUUCGCCGUCAACAACAAAUAUGCCGAGGCGAGAGAAUUAUUCUUGAAUUCCCAGAUAUACAGCACCAUCGCAAGUGCUGACUCUGCAACUCAGGUGUUGUAUAACCGUGCACUUGUUCAGCUUGGGUUAGGUGCUUUCAAGGCUGGAAAGAUCGAGGAGUCACACCAGAUUUUGAAUGAAAUCAUUAACACACAGAGACUCAAGGAAUUGUUGGGUCAAGGUUACAACUCGAAAUACCCUAGCCAGGUCACCACUGCAGAGAAGCAGAAAUUGCUGCCAUUCCACAUGCACAUCAACUUGGAGUUGGUUGAAUGUGUCUUCAUGACCCUGUCGAUGUUGAUCGAGAUCCCAGCUUUGGCUGCUUCUGCCACUUCCAUCAAAGACAACAAGAGAAAAGCCAGCAUCAAAUCUUUCAAGAGCAAAUUGGAAUUCCACGAGAGACAAUACUUUACGGGGCCCCCAGAGAGCAUCAAGGACCACUUGAUCUAUGCCUCUCGCUACUUGCAAAAGGGUAAUUGGGACAAGGCCUACCAAUUGUUGUCGUCUAUCAAAAUCUGGAGGUUAUUCGCCGACAACGAGCUGUUAUUGCUGAUGUUGAAGCAGCAGUUGCAGGUCGAGGGUUUGAGAACAUACAUCUUUACAUAUAAGGCCAUCUUCACCAAGUUGUCCUUGGAGAAGUUGUCCAGGCAGUUUGCCCUUGAGCAAAGUACCAUUCAAUCGAUAAUUGAGAAGAUGCUUGCUCAAGGCGAGAUUCUGGGCUCUUUGGACGAGGCCAAGGCGUUUGUGAACUUCACUACUGACGAGCCUCAGAGAAGCAAGUUGCAAGAGUUGGCCAGUAUCAUGAACGAGAAGCUUGGAGUGUUGCUUGACAAGAAUGAGAAGACAUCAUCGAAUGGACAUAGCCGUAAGCAGCCAUCUCAGCAGCAACAACAGCAACAGAAGGAGCAGAAGGAACAGAAGGAGUCACAGCAGGAAGAGAGCAGCAAGUUCCGUCACGCCAACGUGAACACCAACAACGACGAGUUCCAGGUGACCGCCUGA
This is a messenger RNA of Candidozyma auris, 2517 nucleotides long. It is a transcript of the gene NIP1, whose product is annotated as translation initiation factor eIF3 core subunit c. The transcript has a single exon. Gene Ontology annotation, cellular component: eukaryotic translation initiation factor 3 complex. Gene Ontology annotation, biological process: translational initiation. Bases 1 to 2517 code for a protein of 838 amino acids. Lineage: Eukaryota; Fungi; Ascomycota; Pichiomycetes; Serinales; Metschnikowiaceae. Gene Ontology annotation, molecular function: translation initiation factor activity; translation initiation factor binding; RNA binding. The record is from RefSeq and is a predicted model, not a curated record.